AUGGAGGCAAUGAUUGACCCGGUGUUGGUGACGUCACUUCAAGUAGGUCGCAGCGAGGUGACCUGUUUGGACACGACUUGUGGGCGUCUGGCAGCCGGCAUAGGAGAUGGGACGCUUAAACUAUGGCGAUGGAACCGAGCUUCAGGCUGGUUACUGCUUUCUGAACAAAAGCGUGCUCAUCGAUACGGUGUCACAGGAACACGAUUUGCCGCUUCUGGAGUUCUACUUGCAACAGUUGGAAUUGAUGGUGCUGCAAGAAUAUGGUCUGCAUAUGAAAAUCUGCUUGAAAAACGUACGCUGGCUGGUCCGGAUACGGCAGCAGCUAGAUCUUUGCAGUGGGCAACGAGCGAACGAUUGGCUGUUGGACAUGACGACGGGGGAGUUCGGGUAUGGGAUGUUCGAGGUGGAGCAUUGCUAGCAUACAUACGACCUCAUGAAGGAGCAGUCUACGCGCUAGCAACAUUGGCUUAUAAUGCUCUCUUACUUACUGCUUGUACUGAUGGCGUUUUAAAAGUUUUCGAUUUUCAAGAAGUAACAGCAUAUGGAAACGAUGGCAAUGCUGGACCAACACCACUUUUUUGGGAGGAUGGAGCUCAUGAUAUGGGAGCACAGUGUAGUACGGAAUGUGGUCGUGACGCAGCUACUGGGGGGCACGAUGGACGCGUGAGGAUUUGGCGAGUUUCUGGUGUUGGAAGACAAAGACGAGUCGAAGCAGAUGUAACUUUGACUGGUCACACAGCUGCCGUUACAUCUUUGAGAUGGAAACGUGAUCUGCUUACAUCAGCGUCACUAGACCGCACUGCGAGGUUGUGGUCCGUCAGCUCAACCGUCUGUCUCCGAGUCUUGCAUGCACAUUCACGUUACCUUACAUGUAUUGCUUUAUCAGUGGAUCUGAGAUACAUAAUAACGGGUUCAAACGAUAAAACAAUACGGACAUGGUCUUUGGGCGUCUUCUCUAUAGACGAUGACAUUCAACCGGAAUGCAAUCAUAUUGUACAUUUUGGACUUGGUGACCUUGAGGGAAUCGGUCCAGUAGAUGAUGAUAUUGAAGAUGCUAAUGACACAGUGGUAUGUACAAGUAUGGGAACACAUCGCAUCGACCGCGUGCAACACGCUGCAGCAAUUAACUGCAUUGCUGCAUCUCAGUCAUUAAUCGCAACUGCCUCCAGUGAUGGAUCCGUAAAAAUAUUCAGAUGGUUUUGGAAAGAUGAAGGUUUUAAACUAAAUCUAGAGUUGGAACUAUCAGCUCACACUUAUCCAGCCUUGGCUGUUGAUUUUGGUGCUAAUGAUGCACUCUUACUAAGUGCUGGGCUUGAUGGCUGUGCUCGGCUUUGGGAUAUUAUGUCAGGUUGUGAGUUGCUUGUUUUGACGGCGGACAGCAGUCAGUGGCGCGGAGAUGGCGGUGGUGGUGUGAGGGACGCCCGUGUAUCUCCUCACCACCCGCCGAUGAUGCUGCUCUCCAGUGAUGAUGGAUUCACAGCAUUGUGGGGCAUAGAACAAACAAGCCCGGACCCCAUAAAAGUAUAUCCAGGUCUUGUGGAAGCAGCGUUAUGCUGCGCGUGGUCUGCGGACGGUGUACUGGCAGCGGCAGGAGGAGCUGCUGGUGAAUUACAGCUGCUCGCUCCACCUCGUCCAGACUGUUUGUAUCAACAGAGUGAUGCUCAUGAUCUUGGAGUUCUUAGUUGUGAUUUCGCACCCAUUUCCCACAAUAAUGAGUCUGAAAGUGAAAGUAAAACGUAUCUUCUCGCAACGGGAGGGCGAGACGCUUUAAUAAAAUUGUGGCAAAUAACUACGGAAGUUGAAGACGAUCACAUUGAAUGUAUAACAUUAAAUUUAGCAAGGGCUCUAGCAGCCCAUGGCAGUGCAGUGCAAUGUGUACGUUGGGGUCAAUUUGGUCGAUAUGAGAAUGAAUUAGCACUAGCCACAGGUGGGGCAGAUCGUUGGGUUCGUGUGUGGCGUGUUACUGAAACGAAAAUGGGUCUUGAAGCUGUUGCAACAGUCUCUGUGCCUGCUGGAGCGGCGGGGGGCGCGCCAGCUGUACGUCUUUUAGCUUACGAGCGGACGUCACUGCUGGCUGUCGGAUCGUUAUCUGGCACACUUGCUUUGUGGCAACUCCCAAAUACCGAUCUCAUGGAAGAAUGUGAGGGAGCAGAACCACGAUUUUGGAGUAUAAGUGGAGUCAUGAGGUGGUUAUAUGAGUAUGUUACGAGAUCAACCGAGGAUGCAGACAAUGUAGAGGAUAUAGAAAAGCGUCUGACUGAAGCAGUACGAACCUCACAAAUUACAGGAGCUCGAUUACUAGAUGACCCUCUUGAAGAGUUAAUAAAGGCUUUUGGUUACGGAGAUGAAGAUAAUGACGAAGAGGUAAACGAUGAAAACACUGCCAUACAUGACAGGUUAAUUGAUGAAAUACUUUGGCUACGCAGGGGACCUAUGAACCUCGAUCUGGAGUCAUCGAUUCCGCAUGCACUACGAUGUCCCAUAUCGCACGAAGUGAUGACAGAGCCAGCCCGGGCUGCUGAUGGUUUUACCUAUGAACGACAGGCCUUCCUCGACUGGUGUCUAGCUACCGGACCAGAAGCGGUACGGUCACCGGUAACUGGUCGUCGUUUACGUAGUACGAUUGUGGCUCCGAACCGAUUGUUGCGCGAGCGACUUCGAGAACACUGCGCUUGGAAACGGUUGCCAUAA
Messenger RNA from Danaus chrysippus (African queen), 2691 nucleotides. The record is from the annotation of a GenBank genome assembly. Lineage: Eukaryota; Metazoa; Arthropoda; Insecta; Lepidoptera; Nymphalidae.